Oncorhynchus nerka (sockeye salmon) is the source of this 5463-nucleotide messenger RNA. RefSeq names its product G protein-coupled receptor 137 (gene gpr137). The transcript is spliced from 8 exons. The record is from RefSeq and is a predicted model, not a curated record. Gene Ontology annotation, cellular component: lysosomal membrane. Gene Ontology annotation, biological process: positive regulation of TORC1 signaling. Bases 3031 to 4200 code for a protein of 389 amino acids. Lineage: Eukaryota; Metazoa; Chordata; Actinopteri; Salmoniformes; Salmonidae.
CCCACAUAACGUGAGUUUUCACAAAGCCAGUUGAUCUAAUUAGCUGCUGACUGUAGCUGGCUGACUAACGUUAUCGCGCUGUUAUUUUAGCUACGCAGAUAAUCACACCGUCAGCAUUGAAGAUUAGGUUAGUUUAGCUAGUCUUCGGGUUAUAUUUUUCAGCUGCUAGUUUGUGAAGAGGGUUAAAUUGAAAGGGAUAAAGUCGCCUAGUUGGAGUGGGAAAUCCCCAAUGUAGAAUGUAAACAACACCGAUUUGGACAAUCUUAUUAAUCAGGCUGUAAUACACAAUUAGUUGGUAUAAACAGCCUCAAACUAAUGACUGCAAAAUCGUUUAAAUGUUUUACUACAAGCCAGAAUGUUGAAUAAAAAUACAUUUUUACUUAAUCUACCGGUUGACGGUGGUGUUGGUCCUUUAGAUGGUCGACAUUUGAGACAAGCCCUGCAUUGUUAACCUGACUUCUUAGAGCGCUGGGUGUUUUUAUUGAUUAAACCUACAUUUAACUAGGCAAAUCAGUUAAUAACAAAAUCUUAAUUACAAUAACGGCAUACCAAAACGUCUCCUGCGGGGACGGGGUCCUGGGGUUAAAAUAGAUAAAUAAAUACAAUAUAAAUAUAGGACAAAUCACAACAAGAGACACCCUGGUUUGUUUACGUUUCUACGUUUGUCUAGAUGGCGUAAACCUACAGCUCUUUCUAGUGGUGACGUCAGGGACAGCAGUUGUUGACAACUGUAGCAAACCCUAACUAUGUUCCCUAACUGAAACCUCAUUCUCCUAACCUGCUACGUUAAUUCACUUAACCUCCACGUUAAUUAACCUAACCUGCUACGAAAACAAACCAUCUGUGUUGACAAAUUGUCUGUAAGGUCCCUCAGUCGAGCAGCGAAUUUGAAACACAGAUUGAACCACCAAGUAUCACCCCACCGGUACUAAAGUUGACAUUUCAAUUACCUGGCACAUGCACAAAACCAUGUAAAUGGCCUGCUUGACUUCAUUAGACUGAGCCAUAAUAAGAACAACCUAGUUAGUAUGCCCAUUGCCUGCAUGUACUUCCGUCAUGUGCUCAUGCCUUCAGUCGUGAACGAACAUGUGUGCAUGCAAUGCAUGCAGUCUAACUGCAGUCUGCAGGUACAACGACUUCAGAAAGCAUUCAUUCCCUUUGACUUAUUCCACAUUUUGUUGUGUUACAGCCUGAAUUCAAAAUCGAUUAAAUCAUAUGUUUUUUCUUCUGUCGCCCAUCUACACAUAAUGAAUAUGUUAAAACGUGUUUUUGGAAAUGAAAUACAGAAAUAUCUCAUUUACAUAAGUAUUCGCACCCCUGAGUCAAUGCAUGUUAGAAUCAACUUUGGCAGCGAUUACAGCUGUGAGUCUUUCUGGGUAAAUCUGUAAGAGCUUUCCACAUCUAGAUUGUACAACAUUUGCCCAUUUAUUCUUUAAAAAAUUAUUCAAGCUCGGUCAAAUUGGUUGUUGAUCAUUGCUAGACAACCAUUUAAGUCUUGCCAUAGAUUUUCAAGCCGAAUUAAGUCAAAACUGUAACUCAACCACUCAGGAACAUUCAUUGACUGCUUGGUAAGAAACUCCAAUGUAGAUUUGUCCAUGUGUUUUUCGGGUUAUUGUCCUGCUGAAAGGUGAAUUAACCUCCCAGUGUCUGGUGAAAAGCAUACUAAACCAGGUUUUCCUCUAGGAUUUUGCCUGUGCUUAGCUCCAUUCUGUUUAUUUUUUAUCUAGAAAAAGCUCCGCAGUAACAUGAUAACAUAACAUGAUACCCAUAACAUGAUGCAGCCACCACAAUGCUUGAAAAGUGUGGUACUCAGUGAUGUGUUGUAUUGGAUUUGCCCCAAACACAACACUUUGUAUUCAGGACAAAAAGUUCAUUGCUUUGCCACAUAUUUUGCAGUAUUACUUUAGUUCCUUGUUGCAAACAGGAAGCAUGUUUUGGAAUAUUUUUAUUCUGUACAGGCUUCCUUCUUUUCACUCUGUCAAUUAGGUUAGUAUUGUGGUGCAACUACAAUGUUGAUCCAUCCUCAGUUUUCUCCUAUGACAGCCAUUAAACUCUGUAAUAGAGCGGUUUCCUUUCUCUCCGGCAACUGAGUUAGGAAGGAUGCCUGUAUCUUUGUAGUACCUGGGUGUAUUGAUACACCAGCCAAAGUGUAAUAAAUUCACCAUGCUCAAAAAAAUAGUAAAUGUCUGCUCUUUUUUUUUAAUCUACCAAUGGGUGCCCUUCUUUGUGAGGCAUUAGAAAACCUCCCUGGUCUUUGUGGUUGAAUCUGUGUUUGAAAUUCACUGCUCGACUGAGGGACCUUACAGAUGUAUGUGUGGGGUACAGAGAUGAGGUAGUCAUUCAAAAAUCAUGUUAAACACAUUUUUUUUGCACAGAGAGUCCAUGCAACUUAUUAUGCGACUUGCUAAGCACAUCUAUACUCCUGAACUUAUUUAGGCUUACCAUAACAAAUGGGUUGAAUACUUAUUACCUCAAGACAUUUCAGCUGUAAAUUUGUUUUAUUAAAUUGGUAAACAUUUCGAAAAAUAUAAUUCCACUUUGACAUUGUGUGGUAUUGUGCAUAGGCCAGUGACCCCCCCAAAAAAAUCUAAAUGUAAUACAAAAUGUGGAAAAGGUCAAAGGGUAUGAAUACUUUGUGAAGGCGGUGUAUAUGAACUGUUUAGCUCAUGGGCCAGGUGAUAGAAACGCCAACGUCAGUCAGUACCUGGGCUCUAAAGGUCGGCUGAACGAUACUUUUCUGUGGAUAUUUUGUCUCACAUUUCGAGCAGCUGAAAGACAAAUCGCACAGAAAACAGUUGUCUCUACUACCUCUACCACAGUGACAAAGUGUUGAGGCAGAGGACCAUGUUAUUCAAACCACUCUGAAGAUACUGUUUUAAUCGCACUUUUUAAAAAAUGGACUCACUGAAAUCCUCCCGUGUUUAUUUCGAACGCUAAUAAAUGUGAUCAUUAUUGAUCAUUUUAUAUACAAGGGAAAUAACUAUCUUAUUGCCAGACAGUGAGUGACACAGUCUAUUCCCAUUCACCUCAAUGGAAGUUCCAGUCACACCAAUUCUACCCUCUAACUCUACCCUGCCUACACCUUUCCCUCUGCACCCGGCCGUGGCCCCAUCAGUCCAGCUUGGAUUUACCAUCCUCUACACUACUCUCUACGGAUGUCUCUUCUUGGUAGUCUACGUUCAGCUCUGGCUCCUCUUUCUCUACCGACACAAGCGCUGGAGCUACCAGAGUGGGUUUCUGUUCCUCUGUCUUCUCUGGGCGGCUCUUCGUACCACUCUGUUCUCUUUCUACUUCCAUAAUGCCCUGGAAGCCAAUCACCUGGCCACAGUGUUUUACUGGCUCCUUUACUGCUUCCCUGUCUGUCUGCAGUUCUUCACCCUCAGUCUCAUCAACCUCUACUUCACUCAGGUAUUACUCAAAGUGAGAGAGAAGUACAACCCUGACACUGAGCCCGGCAAUGGACUAUGUUGGGCGCGGUGCUUCUACACCACCCUGAGUGGUGUGUUCCUGUGUGUCAACGUGGUGUGUGCUGCUCUCGGCUGGAACGGGGGCAGUGGAGGAGCAGGAACUAAAACAUGGAGUCUGGUUCUGAUACGAGUGCUGGUCAACGACCUGCUUUUCAUCUUUGAGGCUGUCUGUCUAGCUGCACUACUGCUUCUGUUAACCCAACGCUCCCCAUCCACCAGCCCUUACCUGCACAGUAAGGGAACAACAGUGUGCCAGACUGCAGUACUAGGAGCAGGUGUAAUAUUGCUCUUUGCUAGUCGAGCAUGUUACAACCUGGCUGUUCUCAUACUGUCCCAGAAUCACAGAGUGGAGUCCUUUGACUUUGACUGGUACAAUAUCUCUGACCAGGCUGACCUGCGUAGUGAACUGGGAGACCGGGGUUACUUGGCGUUCGGUGUAAUUCUCUUCAUAUGGGAGCUGCUUCCCACCAGCCUCCUCAUCCUCAUCUUCAGAGUCCGCCAACCGCCUCAAGAAGAUGGCUGUAGUAUGCCCAACAGCAACAGAGUACCCCGGCCGUACUUCUUUGAUGACCCAGCAGGGGAAGACGCUGACUCGGGUGUUCCUUGGGUCAACAGCUCACAUCCACACCAAAGCUGGUAUGGAUCCAUCAAGGAGACGACACCUCUCGUCUUCGCCAGUAACCCUCCGGACCAGAACCAACACCACUCCUUUUACUCUACACCACAGAACUAACUGAUCCUCUGUCCCAAAUGGCACCCUAAUUCCCUUUUUAUAGUGCACUACUUUUAACCAGGGACCAUAGGGCUCUAGUCAAAUGUAGUGCACUAUGUAGGUUAGAGGAUGCCAUUUGGGACGCGCUUUGAUCCUGUCUGUCUGCAGUGAAAUUCUGAAGCGCUCUAUCUCAGGUUGCUGAAAAGGCGCUGCGCGGUCGAUCCGACAUCUACUUUGGUCAUGCAGCAUUUACAGUGAGUCGGCGCGUCCGUACUUCGCCGAGCUGUUGUCAAGGAAGUGACUGUGUUUUUAUACAGAACCUCCCGCCCUCGCCUACCGUCACCCAAUCACGUCAAUGCGGAGCGAUGUGGAACCCUCCGCAUUGUUACAACAUUUGGGGAGGCGCACGGCGAUUGUGGUCCGGAGCUCAGUUUGGCCUCUGGAGGCUCUGCAAUUGUCACACCCUCCCAUACGGAGCCUCAAACCACAUUUUCAAAUCCAGCAUAAAUUGUCUUUGAUCGCUUCCAGCUGCAGACAGCAAUACCUCCAUUCCAAUUGACUGGUGUUUUUGCACACAAAAAAAACACAACCUCAUCACUAAAUAGAGUAACUAUGCACCUUUUCUUUUAUUGAUCAACUGAUGACCGUCAUCUCCAACGGAGCCUCGUUUUUUGUGGGGGGUUUUAUUCCUAUGAUUGGUCGCGAUGUGUUUUGUCCUCUGACCUGUGUAUUCAUUAGAUUUGAUUGCAGUCUCUGUGCUAUUUCAUGUCAACUCCUUGUCCGUCAAUGCCAUGUCAACGGAGGUGGUAAGAGGACAAAAUGCCAUGUCAACGGAGGUGGUAAGAGGACAAACACUGACACUCAGGCUAUAUUCAUUCCAUUAUAGAAAGUUUAUUUUCAACUUUUCUGACAGGACUAAAUGUCAUUUAUUUUGUAAAGGUAUUGUUUCCUACUUGCCGUCUAGCUUAAAGGCACUGUAAAAAUCGGCAUGACCACUUUCAUAAGUAAUGCAGACAACAGAUUAGUUUUGUCAUUUUAUGUGAUUGUACAUUGAAGUAAACUAACUUAUUUAAUCAGAUAUCACCUGUCGUUUUAGCAGUUAUGGACCAAAUACCUCUUCCUUCUCACCAGCAUCCAUUUUAUAAGGGAAUUUUCUAGGUGCUUCAUAGCUAAACAGAAUAUACUCAGAUUGUGUAAAUGUGUGAUUACACUGAACAAAAAAGCACAACAUGUAAAGAGUUCUCGUGUUUUUAUGAGCUGAAAUAAAAGAUCCCAGAAAUGUUC